GGAGCUGCGGCUGCGGCGGCCCCGGAGCGCGGGGCAGCGGCGCCGGCGCCCGGCUGGAGCGGCCCCGCCGCGCCCGAGGCACCGGCCCUGGAGGCGCUGGACAUCGGCCCCGCAGGCAGCGGCCGGACCCGAAGAUGAAAUCCUCUGACAUCGACCAAGAAUUGUUCACUGAAAGUUACUGCAAGGUGUGCAGUGCUCAGCUGAUCUCCGAGUCCCAGCGCGUGGCCCAUUACGAGAGUCGGAAGCAUGCCAGCAAAGUCCGCCUGUACUACAUGCUUCACCCCGUGGAUGGAGGCUGCCCGGCCAAAAAGCUGCGCUCAGAAAAUGGCAGUGAUGGUGACUCAGUGGAUAAGAACAAAUGCUGCACGCUAUGUAACAUGUCCUUUACCUCAGCAGUGGUGGCAGAAUCGCAUUACCAAGGGAAAAUCCAUGCCAAAAGGUUAAAACUGUUGCUAGGGGAACAACCAGCACUGAAGGCCACAGAGGCUGCUCUGGGUCCCCUGAAGCCGGCGCACACGGAGAGCACCGCGGCCGUGCCGCCGCCGCCGCAGCGCCGGGACUCGGACAGGUACUGCCAGCUCUGCACAGCCUGGUUCAACAACCCCCUGAUGGCACAGCAGCACUACGAGGGCAAAAAGCACAAGAAGAACGCGGCCAGGGCCGACCUCCUGGAGCAGCUGGGGAAGACCCUGGACCUGGGGGAGCUGCGAGGCCUGAAACGCAGCUACACCUGCAACAUCUGCAACGUCACCCUGAACUCCAUAGAGCAGUACCAUGCACACCUGAAGGGCUCCAAACACCAGACCAACCUGAAGAACCAAUAGUGGCUCAUCAGUGGAGAAGAGGACAAGCACUAAUGCUGCUUCUGUGGAGGGGAGCAGGCCAGCAGGAGAGGAAGCUUUCUUGGACAGUGAUCCUAUGUGGAUUCAAUAAUUAACAUGUAACUAACCUUUACUUUGGACAAGUACAUGGAUUUUCUUUUUUUUUUUAAUUUUGUGGUGAGUUAAAAUAUUUCGAUGGAUUUUUUUACCCUUUCAAGACAAUAUUUAUUCAGCACAGAGUCUAGAGUAUGAUAACUAUCCUGUAAAUACAGCACUUACUCAUCAGUCAUCUUCAGGGACAGUGGAAACAAACUAUUUUACUUUUUCAUAUUUAUUCCUAGAUUUCUCCCAAGAGUAUAAGAUUAUUCUACUACAUUAUCCAUGAUAGUGAUGUAAUCAGUCUUCAAUCAGAAAUAAACACACUUUCUUCACCUUC
Messenger RNA from Zonotrichia leucophrys gambelii, 1257 nucleotides. RefSeq names its product zinc finger matrin-type 4 (gene ZMAT4). Gene Ontology annotation, cellular component: nucleus. The transcript has 7 exons. Bases 135 to 824 code for a protein of 229 amino acids. Gene Ontology annotation, molecular function: nucleic acid binding; zinc ion binding. Lineage: Eukaryota; Metazoa; Chordata; Aves; Passeriformes; Passerellidae. The record is from RefSeq and is a predicted model, not a curated record.